Molecule: messenger RNA, 2146 nt
Organism: Plutella xylostella (diamondback moth)
Lineage: Eukaryota; Metazoa; Arthropoda; Insecta; Lepidoptera; Plutellidae
Biological process (GO): regulation of transcription by RNA polymerase II
Cellular component (GO): nucleus
Molecular function (GO): DNA-binding transcription factor activity, RNA polymerase II-specific; RNA polymerase II transcription regulatory region sequence-specific DNA binding
Source: RefSeq, a predicted model, not a curated record
UAGUUUUUGAUUGUCACAUAGCUUUUUGCUAAAUCGCUACGCUCAUCACAAAAGAUGUGUAUUUUUGAAUAAAUAAAGUAUUGUAGCAGCAAUCGCGGGAUUUGAAAUGAUCUACCUUAACAUAAAACGAUUUUUAUAAAAUAAAUCCAUUAGUUUGUUAUGUGGUGCUUAAAUAAUAAUUUUGAAUUGACCUAACCUUACAUGCUAUAUUUAUCUGGUAAAGUAACAAGCAUUAUGAAUCCUCAAGUUUGUGUCAAUUGUUUUAACGAAAAAGCCGUAAAUUCAACAACAAACCGACUAGUUACGGAGAGCUGUGGCCAUGUGAAGUGUAUAGAUUGCCUCAUAAAUGAAAAAUCUGGGUGCAUUGCUUGUUUGAAAGAGAAGACAGUUCAAGAACAUGAAAGAAUUCCUGUGGAAGAUAGCUCCUUGCCCUUACACGAUGAUACAGAAGUAGUCUCAACCAAUACUAAAGAGUUAAUAGAACCUCAGGCACCAGAAUUAGACUUAGAUCUUGAGAGUGGAGAUGACAUUGAGGAAGUGAAGAGGUUCAAACCAGACACCUCUCAUAUUAAAAUUGAAAUAGAGGAUGGGAGGAAGCAUUACUUUUGUACAUGUUGCAAGAAGAAAUUCCAAGCACGAACACAUGUCUCGUACCAUGCAUACUGCAACGGACAGGAGAAACCCUACCGCUGCAAUGAGUGUGCAGAGCCAAAGAGUUUUGCAACCCUAACACACUUCAAGUACCACAUACGGGUUCAUCGGAAAGAGAAGAGUUACUCCUGUGAAGUGUGUGGAGCAAUGUUUGUGGAGGCCUCCAAACUGCAGAGGCAUAAGCUUAAACAUACUAAAGUGAAGAACUUCCCGUGCCCAUCCUGCAGCAAAGCCUUCAACAACGGGUCGGCGCUGCGCAAGCACUUGCUCACGCACUCGGAGGAGAAGCCCUACGUCUGCGUGCCGUGCGCGCGCCGCUUCCGAGACGGGUCCAACUACAGGAAGCACAUGCGGAACCAACAUGACGAGCACGGCGCCUCGGAGCGCUGCGUGAGCCCGGGGCGGCGCGAGUUCCAGUGCCCGCGCUGCCCGCAGGCCUUCCGCUCCAAGAAGGACAUGCGCCGCCACAGCGCCGUGCACACCGAUUCAAAGCCAUUCCGGUGUAAAGUGUGCAACCGUCGAUUCAGACGCAAGGACAAUCUGGAGCGUCACAUCCGCAACACUCACCCCGACUACGACACCACCAGUGCCAUAGAGUACGACGAGGACGCGCUCACAGACCAGCCCGCGCCGCCCGCGACCACAGACCAGCCGGUGACAGCUGACAACACCAACGGCGUCGCGCCGCCAAAGCAGUUUGAGACCACAGAGAAAAUCAUCCUCGAGAAACUCAAUCCACUCCCGCCAUUAUCCCCCGACGUCAUCCAGCGCCAUCUACAGUCGCCCGACAUCGCGAAAGACGAAGACCGCAAGAAGGAGAAAUCGUACAUUCUAGAAGCGAACAUAGCUCGCGAGAGCGUGAUAUUCGGGCCGAGCCGAGCGGUAUCGUCUACGGAAAUGAAGGACCCGAAACAGGAGCAUGAAUACGUGCAUAAGAUCAAGAAGCUGAACUGGGCCAAUCAGAAGGACGUAUACUUGCCUCCUGUAGACGCCCGUAAGUGCAUGCAGCUAGCGGCGAAACCGUCACUCACUGAGAUAUGUGAUGCGGCGCCGCCGAGGAAUCUAGAGGUGUAUAAGAAGAUCCUCUACCUAGAACGGCCUGAGCCGGCCAAGAGAAACGGCGCUGAUGUUCAGGAGAAUGGAGGGAAGAGCAAUAGUCCCGAGAUGCAUUGGAAGAGGAAGAUGACUUUUAAUAUUAACUAAACUAAUUGGUGCCAAGCCGAUUUAUCAUGGACACAGCCACUUGGUAAGUGCUGACUGAAAUAAGUACAUAUAUUAUUAUUAAUUGUAAACCAACAAAAUACUAUUAUAGUAUAGUCAUGAUUUAUUAUUGUUUUAAAUACAUUAAAAAAAUCUGUAAUUUGUUCAUUUAUAAUCGAGAUAUAAAUCAAUAUCUUCUCUAUAUAUUUAUAACCCUGAAGUUUUAUACUUUUUAUUGUACUUGGAUGCCGUUUUACCAAUUUUAUGCCUUAUAACAACGACAGUAACCUAUUGA